UGGAGGUUUAGCGGCGCCGGUGGGAGGAAGAGGGCGCGUUGGCUGUGCGCUGUCCUCGCGGCUGGUGGGAAGCGAGCGCGCCCUUGAGAGCCAAGGGCUCCAGCGAUCCCUUUUGCCAGCGCCAUGGCAGUCCCAGGUUGCAAUAAGGACAAUGUCAGAGCAGGCUGUAAAAAAUGUGGCUACCCUGGCCAUCUGACAUUUGAAUGCCGCAAUUUUCUCCGAGUGGACCCCAAAAGGGACAUAGUUUUGGAUGUCAGCAGCACAAGCAGUGAAGAUAGUGAUGAAGAGAAUGAAGAACUGAAUAAAUUACAGGCAUUACAAGAAAAAAGAGUAAAUGAAGAAGAGGAGAAGAACAACAAAAAGCAAAGAAAAAAUCAAAUUGAAAAAAAAAAGGAAAAGGUCUUACUCAUCUACUUCCACUGAAGAGGACACUUCAAAAGAAAAGAAACAAAAAUAUCAGAAGAAAGAAAAGAAUAAAGAAAAAAAGAGCAAGUCAAAAAAGGGAAAACAUCACAAAAAGGAAAAAAAGAAGAGAAAAAAGGAAAAGCACUCUUCUACCUCUAAGAGUUCUGAAAUCUCUAAGAAGUAACUGAGACUUUGGCCUAAGCCAUUAAAUUUUAAAAUUUGUUUUUAAAAACUAUUUGAUCUUGGGAUUUGCUAUAUAAUCAUUCUUUGCAAUAAAUCUUUCCAUAUAGACUUUUUUUUAUAUAUAUAAGACCAUUAUCCCUCUAACAAAAUAUUUUUUAAUGUGUUCUGACUAUAAAGUUUUGAAUCAGUCUUGCCACUUGAUAGUCAUGCCACAAGUAUGGAUAUUGGUACAUAUAAAACACAUCACUUUUGGUAUUUGUGUGUGUGUUUGGCUAGUGUUAUUAUAUCACAAGUUGAUUGCAAAAUGGCUUUACCACAGUCAACACAGAUAAUUUACCUAGCUAAUAAUGAGUAUUGCUGAAUCAAGUGUCCACAUUCCAGUGACAUUGAAAUUUUUAAUAGCUUUAUAUAUACUAUGAUAUAAUGUAUAAUAAUAGUGAAAUUUUUAACUGUUGUUUUUAAUCUGUAGGCUUUUUUCAAUGCCAUAGGACAUCAAACUGCUUUAUUGGUCUUGACUAGGACUUUUUAAAUGAAUGGUGUCUGCAGGAAGAUGAUAAAUGAAAAUGUUUAUAACAGAGCUUCACUUUUCUAUGAAAUGCAGAGUUUCUAGUACCUGCCUGCUUUGUUUUUGUAACAAUUAAAAUAUCUCUUUCCUGUUUAAAAAGACAAGUCUACUUCAGCCUAUUAGUAAGUCUCAUGGAGAUGAUACUGUGUUGGUCAGGAUUUUUAGGAUAGACUACUGAGUUGUUUUGCAAAUUAUGUCACGUUGGCAUGUGUUAAAGUGAUACCUCAAACACAGAAAUUUUUAUUUAGGACAGCAAAAUCUUCAUUAGAACUGAUUUUUAUUGUAUUCAGUAUGUAAAUUUAUGAAACUUGUUUCUGUGAGUAAUACGGAAAAUUUUUAUAAGUGUCAACAUAUAUAUUUAUUUUGUCUGAAAUAAUUUGUAUAUAGUUUUGAAGCAGGCUUCACACUAGAUUUAUGGUUUCAUAAAUAGUGAGUUUGAGGUGUUCAUGGGCUUUUACUUUAGACACAAACCUCAGGAGCAGUGACAAAAAUUUAGAAUUAAGAGUUUUAUUUUUUGCUUUUUAAAAUUUAAGAGCCAGGGAGUUGCAGUAUGAAAGCUUUUAGAUAACAAUGGAAAUUUUAUAUGGGUAAGCAUUUUCAAACACAUAUUAGUAGAUUUAAAUGUUUCUUAGAUUUUUAAUUUGACAAUAAUUAGUGUUACUUAUUUCGCUUAAUGCUUAGUUAUCCCUUAUGCCCAAUAAGUGAAAUACUUACUAUUUUGUAGCAGCAUUGAAUGUCAACCCAGUAUCAUGACACAGCACCAAAGAUGCGAGAACCUCAGGGUGGUGCAGUUAUAACUUUUCAAAUUGGUAACCCACAAACAUGGCUGCAGGUGAAUUCAUAUGGUAAGAUUGGCUAAGUGCAUUUAACUUCACGGGCUGAAAAGGUUUAUUGAUUCUUCGGUCACCCUGCUCCCUAAUUAACAUGUCCCCAAUAAGACUCAGGGAGCCCUGUUAACUCCUCUUAUAUGCUUACCUAGAACCCAUGCUCAAAUUCUAGUGAAGCUGCACCCACCUCCAUAUUCUAGCAUUAUAGCCAUGGAAGCUCUCCCAGCCUAGCUUUUCCAUAACCCAGUUUCAUAAUAUGGCCACCUAAAAAAGAAGUUCUUUUUUCUUUAAUAGUUCAGUCUGUUGUUUGCAGAGAAACACAGAUUUUUGAGGAUUUGUUUUGCCUUUGUUACUGUUUUAUGAAAAUACAGUAACCCUUAUUUCUUUGGUUAUCAAGAUGAAAAAUAUGAGUAAAAGGGGGGGAAGCCUUGUUAAAAAAAAGAUUGAAAGAUGAUACAUGCCAAAGGAUGACCUCAUCCCAUUGAGUGUGUAACAUGAUUUAAAAUGAUAGUAAUUGCAGUGAAACAGUUAAUCCAGUUAUAUAUAACUUAAUUUUGUUAAUUGUAGAGAUUAUAAAUUCACUCAUUAGAUUUGUUUUCUGAAUGGUGACACGAUUAAUGAUUGCGAAGAAUUAGGUAAAAUUCAACCCUCGUUAACUAAUAUAGUAUGCAAAUUAUAGAUUUUUAUACUCAGUAAGUUUUCCCCUAGAAGCAAUCAUGAAAUUAUUCUUAAGUGAAUUCUCCAUAGUCUUAGCAUAGUUUAUGAAAUAUCUUGACUGAAUAAAAAUCAUUUAUUUUUUACUAAAAUAAUUUUCUUGUAUAUGAUCAUGUUACUGUUAUUGGGACUGGAUGCAAAUCUCACUGGUAUAUUUAGGAGAAAAUUAAUGAAAUUUCCUCUCAAGCAGUAUGUAGCAGAAGGAAAACUGGUUUUAAUAGUAACAGUCCGAUAGAUCUGGCUCUUCUAACUACCUACAUGACCUUCAACAACGUCAUUUAGUUUCUCUGGGCUUUGGUAUCUUUCAUCUAUAAAAUGUUGUACCACAUGAUCUCUGAGUUCCCUUCCAGUCCGUAAUGUAUAUGAUUAUUAAUACUUUAGGAAAAUUCAGGUAACAUUCAUUUUAGAAAUUAUUGUAGAUAAGCAGCUUGCAUUAUGUAGUGGUAAAGAUUGAAUACAAUUGCUAAAUAUUGAAGUUACUCUCUCUUUAAGCAGAUAAUUUUUGAUUCACAUUCUUACCACCCCAGUGUGUGUCAUUUUAACCAGAUGCAGAUCAAAUUUAUAUUUAGAUUUGUGUCUAUGUUCUGAUUAUCUGAAAACUUUGAGGCUAUUGCUUUUGAAGCUUUGAGCUAAAACUUUGGGCUGAUGGACUACUAAAGAUUUAAUGUAUGUCCUCUUCACCGGAUGCAGACAUAAUUUACAUCUAAAUUUGCAUUUGUAACCAGAUUAUUUUGAACACUUUGAGACCAUUGCUUUGGGCUGAUGGACCUACUCUCCCUGUAGAUCCCCCUUUUGUUUCUUCAUAUAAUCUGUUAGCUAAAAUCUUUCAGAGUUAUCUCCAGUGCUUCACCCUUAGUGUAUCUUUUGUUCUCUGAAGUCAAAAUGUCAGUAAAUGAGGAGUAAAACAACUGUGUGUAACCUAGAUCACCUUCAGUGGUAGAGUAGGCUGAUGUGUCAUUAAUGGCAUUGAUAACAAUCAUUGAGUCCUUUCUUUAGCAAACAUUUAUUGAGUACCUGGCAUUGCAAACACUAUGCUAAGCACUAGGGUGACAGAGGUAAAUAAGUCACAUUUGCUUCCCUGAAGGAGUUCACAGUUUAGUUGGUAAGAGAAACACAAGACCACAUCAUUAUAUAAUAAGUGCUAAAAUUGAUCUGAAUGUAGACUUAUAGAAACACAGAGCGCUACUUAACCUAGUCUGGAGAAAUUAGAAGAGGCUACCUAGAGAAAGUAAUGCCUGAAUUACAUUUGGAUUGAGGGUAAGGAUGGGAGUUAUGAAAGCUCCUGGCAGAGUGGGUACUGUGGACACACCACAAAUAUAAGAAAUUGAAUAGUGUAUGUGGCAAGAAUUACAAGCAUUUUAAAAGGUGAAAUUGCUCUCAUUAGGACACAUAGGAAAUAAUUUCCUUCUUUUACAUUAUUUGUACUCUUCUUCUAGACCUAUUCUUUGUGACUCUGAUUGUUGCUACCAAAAAUUAGUGACUUAAGCCUCCUAAAAACACAUAAAGAAAGGUACUAUAUUCUUCAUCAGACACAUCUCCAGAAUUAUAUGUAUAUACUUUGAAAUGUGUUUUGCUUUGUUUUGAAUUUUAGAUUAUUUUUGACUGGCUUGAAAUAAAUUCUGUCUCUGUUAGUAUUCAUUAGAUCUAAAUAAAUCAUUUAAAAUACAUUUUUUCAUUGUACGUAGUGUGCUAUAAUUUCAUCGGGCUUCUUUUUUUUUAAUAUUUUGUCUCAAUCUAUGAAGCACAACUGGUUCAAAGUUAGACACAUACCACGUGGUCCACUGGGUAACCCUCAGGUAACUUUGCAAUAAGCUGGCUCAGCAGGGAGCACCUCAAGGACCCAUUUACAGUAGUGCUGAUAUUUAAACUUCCUGGGCAGCUGGCAUGCAAGGACACAAGGUUUCUUAAGCCAGCAAGUUGAUAACCCCAACUGAGAAGCCCAGGGUC
Molecule: messenger RNA, 4641 nt
Organism: Trichechus manatus latirostris (Florida manatee)
Lineage: Eukaryota; Metazoa; Chordata; Mammalia; Sirenia; Trichechidae
Gene: SREK1IP1
Product: SREK1 interacting protein 1
Molecular function (GO): zinc ion binding; nucleic acid binding
Source: RefSeq, a predicted model, not a curated record